CCAAGUCCCAGCCGGCGUUAGCGCCCAGAGGGAUGUGGAGCCACAGAGGCAGUGGACCCUGUGACUGACACAGCCCCUCCGGCCCGCAGCUGAAUGGAAAGACUGCAGAAGCAACCGCUGACCUCCCCUGGGAGCGUCUGUUCCUCCCGCGGGUCCAGCGUCCCCGGAUCGCCCUCCAGCAUCGUGGCCAAAAUGGACAACGAGGUUCUGGGCUACAAGGACCUGGCCGCCAUCCCCAAGGACAAAGCGAUCCUGGACAUCGAGCGCCCCGACUUGAUGAUCUACGAACCCCAUUUCACCUACUCGCUCAUGGAGCACGUGGAGCUGCCUCGGAGCCGAGAGCGCUCCCUGUCUCCCAAAUCCAUCUCUCCUCCUCCAUCUCCGGAGGUCAUCCGGGAGUGGCUGGAGAGCCGGACCCCCGGCAGCGCCCCGCAGCCCACCUCUCGCCAGAGCGGCAGCUCGGCCCGCAGCAGCGUGCAGCACUUCCACCGACCCGAGACUGACACGACGGAUCUCAACAUAUACAAGAAGCCUCCGAUCUACAGGCAGAAAGAGCACCAUCCCGGCACCCACCACGGGAAGCAUCUCAUAGAGGACUUGAUCAUCGAAUCCUCCAAGUUCCCGGCGGCACAGCCCCCAGACCCCAACCAGCCCGCCAAGAUCGAGACUGACUACUGGCCGUGCCCCCCGUCCCUGGCCGUCGUGGAGACGGAGUGGAGGAGGCGGAUGGCCUCCAAGAGAGGGGAGGAGGAGGAGGAGGACCUGACGGAGGAGAUGAAGAACCUGCGGGAGCUCCAGAGGCAGGAGCUGAGCAAGGUCACCUCCAACCUGGGGAAGCUGAUCCUGAAGGAGGAGAUGGAGAAAUCUCUCCCUAUCCGGAGAAAAACCCGCUCGCUGCCGGACAGGACACCCUUCCACACGUCUCUGCACAUGGGGAGCUACAAGAGCUCCUCGCUGCCCGCCUCCGGCAGAAGCACCCUCACCCGGCUGCAGUCGGCAGAGUUCAGCUCGGCAGGCAGCGAGAAGGGCAGUCCGGGCCUGCAGAUCUACCCCUACGAAAUGCUGAUGGUGACGAACCGAGGCCGCGUCAAGCUGCCGCCCGGCGUGGACAGAACCAGGCUGGAGCGGCACCUCUCCCCCGAGGAUUUCCUGCGGGUCUUCGAGAUGCCCCCCGAGGAGUUCAGCAAGCUGGCCCUCUGGAAGCGCAAUGAGCUGAAGAAGAAAGCCUUCCUCUUCUGAGCCCA
This is a messenger RNA of Gavia stellata (red-throated loon), 1244 nucleotides long. It is a transcript of the gene DMTN, whose product is annotated as dematin actin binding protein. The transcript has 15 exons. Gene Ontology annotation, molecular function: actin filament binding. The coding region runs from base 94 to 1239 and encodes 381 amino acids. Gene Ontology annotation, biological process: lamellipodium assembly; actin filament bundle assembly; cytoskeleton organization. NCBI's taxonomy places the organism in Eukaryota, Metazoa, Chordata, Aves, Gaviiformes, Gaviidae. The record is from RefSeq and is a predicted model, not a curated record. Gene Ontology annotation, cellular component: actin cytoskeleton; plasma membrane.